AUGACGAGAGUGACCUCAGAUGUGAGUGACGAAGGUGUUUCCAACUAUAAAAUCUUGAUCGCCUUGGUGGUCUCUGCGACAAACUGCACCAUUGGCACCGCUGGCAAUGGCUUUAUCACGGUCAUCUACGGGACUGAGUGGGUCAGGAACAAAAGACUCCCCACCAGUGAGCUCCUUAUGUUGAUGCUGAGUUUUUCCAGGCUCUUGCUACAGAUAUGGAUAAUGGCAGAGACUAUUUAUAGUCUACUCUUUAGAGUCAUUUAUAGCCAAAGUAUAGUCUAUACAUCCUUCAAAGCCGUUACUGUGUUUCUGAGCUACUGUAACCUCUGGUUUGCUGCCUGGCUCAAUGUCUUCUACUGUCUUAAAAUUGCAAAUUUCACUCACCCUUUGUUCCUUAUGAUGAAGAGGAAAAUCACAGUGCUGAUGCCUCAGCUCUUGAGUCUGUCCGUGUUGGUUUCCCUCAGCUUGAGUUCAUUAUUCUCCAAAGACUUCUUCAAUAUGCAUGUGAACAGUUCCAUUCCCAUCCCUUUCUCCAACUCCACGGAGAGGAAAUACGUCUCUGAGACCAACAUGUUCAACAUGGCUUUCUUAUUCCACAUGGGGAUCCUUGUUCCUCUGGUCAUGUUUGUCAUGGCAGCCACUCUGCUGAUCGCCUCACUCAAAAGGCACACCCUGCACAUGGAAAGCAGUUCCUCAGGCUUCAGAGACCCCAGCAUGGAGGCUCACCUGGGUGCCAUCCAGUCAACCAGCUACACUCUGGUUCUCUACAUUAUCAAUGCAUUGGCUCUAUUUAUUUCCAUGACAGGUGUCUUCGAUGCCUACAGUUUCUGGGAUGCUUUGUGCAACUUCAUCAUGACAGCCUACCCCGCUGGCCAAUCAGUACAUCUGAUUUUUAGAAACCCAGGUCUGAGAAGAGCCUGGAGACGGAUUCAGCACCAAAUUCAUCUUUACUUUAAAAGGUAG
Nannospalax galili (Upper Galilee mountains blind mole rat) is the source of this 963-nucleotide messenger RNA. RefSeq names its product taste 2 receptor member 40 (gene Tas2r40). Gene Ontology annotation, molecular function: G protein-coupled receptor activity; bitter taste receptor activity. The transcript has a single exon. Bases 1 to 963 code for a protein of 320 amino acids. The record is from RefSeq and is a predicted model, not a curated record. Gene Ontology annotation, biological process: detection of chemical stimulus involved in sensory perception of bitter taste; sensory perception of taste; G protein-coupled receptor signaling pathway. Gene Ontology annotation, cellular component: membrane. Lineage: Eukaryota; Metazoa; Chordata; Mammalia; Rodentia; Spalacidae.